GGACGUCACGUCCGGGACGGGGCCUCCGCGUCCCCUCGACCUCGGCGCGGCGGCCGCCGGGAGGAGCGGAGCGAUGGCGGCGGUGGCGGUGCGGAGCCUCCCGCUGCGGCCCUACGGGCGCCUCCUGCUGCCGCGGGCCCGGACUGCGCCCGCCCCGGCCACCAUGUCCUCCUUCGCUGGGCUGUCCCGCGGGGGCAAGGUGGCCCUGUCGGCGCUGGGGCUGCUGGCGGCGGGCGGAGGGGGCCUGGCCCUGGCCCUGCGCUCGGCCGUGGACGCCGGCGAGCUGGAGAUGCACCCGCCCAGCUUCCCCUGGAGCCACAGCAGCCCGUUGGCUGCCCUUGACCACGGCAGCGUGCGCCGCGGGUUCCAGGUGUACAAGCAGGUGUGCUCCGCUUGUCACAGCUUGGAGUACGUGGCCUUCCGCAACCUCAUCGGCGUCACACACACCGAGGCGGAGGCCAAGGCGCUGGCCGAGGAGGUGGAGGUGAUGGACGGCCCGGAUGAGAACGGGGAGAUGUUUAUGCGUCCCGGCAAAAUCUCCGACUAUUUUCCCAAACCUUAUCCCAACCCCGAGGCGGCACGAGCUGCCAACAAUGGGGCGCUGCCCCCUGACCUCAGCUACAUCGUCAACGCCCGGCACGGGGGCGAGGACUACGUGUUCUCUCUCCUCACCGGCUAUUGCGACCCCCCAGCCGGCGUGACAGUGCGGGAGGGGCUGCACUACAACCCAUACUUCCCGGGCCAGGCCAUCGGCAUGGCCCCCCCAAUCUACAAUGAAAUUUUGGAAUAUGAUGAUGGCACGCCGGCCACCAUGUCACAGAUCGCCAAGGACGUCUGCACGUUCCUGCGGUGGGCAGCAGAGCCAGAGCACGACCACCGCAAACGGAUGGGUUUGAAGAUGCUGAUGAUCUCGGGGCUCCUCAGCUGCCUCCUCUACUACAUGAAACGCCACAAAUGGUCUGUGCUGAAGAGCAGGAAAAUGGUCUACCGGCCCCCCAAGUAGGGGGCAAAGCGGGGUGCCCCCCACCCCAGCUGCACCACCUGGGCCACGCACAACCCCUGGGCUGCGGUGGGGCACAGCUGGCAGCGCGUGCCCCCACUGUGGCUCCUUAUUUAACAUGGCCCUCGGCCCCAGCCAGGCACCGCUGCUCGCCCACCGCGGCGCGGGCAGCACCUGCACUCGGAGGGGCUGGGGACACAGAAAUAAAAUCUCAUUCAAGGGGA
Messenger RNA from Falco peregrinus (peregrine falcon), 1224 nucleotides. Its product is annotated as cytochrome c1, heme protein, mitochondrial. The transcript has 7 exons. Gene Ontology annotation, biological process: mitochondrial electron transport, ubiquinol to cytochrome c. Gene Ontology annotation, molecular function: heme binding; electron transfer activity. The record is from RefSeq and is a predicted model, not a curated record. Lineage: Eukaryota; Metazoa; Chordata; Aves; Falconiformes; Falconidae. Bases 74 to 1003 code for a protein of 309 amino acids.